This is a messenger RNA of Botrytis fragariae, 1149 nucleotides long. Its product is annotated as putative mfs transporter protein. Gene Ontology annotation, biological process: transmembrane transport. Gene Ontology annotation, cellular component: membrane. The record is from RefSeq and is a predicted model, not a curated record. The transcript has 4 exons. NCBI's taxonomy places the organism in Eukaryota, Fungi, Ascomycota, Leotiomycetes, Helotiales, Sclerotiniaceae. Gene Ontology annotation, molecular function: transmembrane transporter activity. The coding region runs from base 1 to 1149 and encodes 382 amino acids.
AUGACAACAAGUACAGAAACCCCAGAAAAUAUCUCUACCUCCCCAAAUUCAGAAACCCUCGAUGAAAAACCAGGAAGUGCCGAACUCGACGCCCCAAGCACCACUCCCCCAGAUGAAGAAAUCCAAAUCUCAAAAGAACUCGACCAACUCAUUACCAAGAAAUUCGAUCGCCACAUCGUUCCUUGGCUAUUCGGCCUAUGGCUCUUGGCUUUCAUCGACCGCUCCAACAUUGGCAAUGCGAAAAUCGAUGGAUUAGCUGCCGAUUUGGGGAUCUUAACGGGAACAAAAUUUAACAUCGCGCUGGCUAUCUUCUACGUUCCGUAUAUAUGCGUGGAUAUCCCCUCAAACUGGCUCGUCAAGCGCAUAGGCGCAGGCUACUACCUCCCCGCCCUAAUCAUAGGCUGGGGCCUCAUAAGUCUCUGCAUCGGCUUUGUCACCACCUGGAAAUCCCUGCUCAUCGCGCGAUUUUUUCUCGGUCUCAUGGAAGGCGGUCUCCUAGGUGGUAUAAUCAUCUACCUCGCCAUGUUCUAUCGUCGUCACCAGCUCAUGCGACGGAUUGGUCUCUUCUACUGCGCUGCCCCUCUCUCCGGUGCCUUUGGAGGUCUCCUCGCUACGGGCCUCUCGGAGAUAAAAACAAAGGGGUAUAACGGAUGGCCCGUAAUCCUGGUCACCUCCCUCUCAGACCACUUCAAGCGUCGCGGACUCUUGAUGCUUAUCUGCGCUAGUAUCGCAAUCGUCGGUUAUAUAAUGCUCAUCGCAACCUCAAGACCUCACGUUCAAUACGGCGGUACAUUUCUCGUUGCCGCGGGAAGUUUUGCGUGUCCGCCUGUUGUUAUGGGCUGGCUAGCAAACAAUACCUCCCCCCACUACGUACGGGCCUCGGCCUCCGGUCUUCAAAUCGGCCUCGCCAACAUCGCCGCCUUUAUCGCAACAUUCACCUACAUCGCCGCCGACGCCCCGCGCUACAUCACCGGCCACGCCAUCAAUCUCGGUAUGUUGGGUUUGUGCUUGGUGGUGACGAGUAUCACGAUGGGGUAUUGUAAGUGGGAGAAUGGGAAGCGGGAACGGGGAGAAAGGGAUGGGAGACUGUUGGAGGGGAAUACCGAGAUGUUGGGGCACAGACAUCCGGAGUUUAGGUAUACUGUUUGA